AUGCCGGAUCAAGAAGAAAAGAACAAUAACUCAGGGCCACCAAAUCUACGACGCUAUGGGGACGAGCUAGAGUCAUCAAUAGGGGCCAUAUUUGACAGCAUCGAUUUUAGCUCAAUAGAGAAACAAGCCAGCAAUGAAGAGGGAGGAGGUGUAGAUUCUGGUAACCGAAUACGAGACGAGGUGCACUCUCAAACCGCAACAACCAACGAUGAUGACAUGAAGAACGCAAUCAACAACGCAUUAGAUGAUGUGUUUGACUUCAAGAGUGAACCAGUAGAUAGAGUGACCAAUGAUGAAAUUAAAAAUGACCAUAAUGCCGGUGAUGAGCAUGUAAAAUCUACAUUUGAAACAACACAGUUGAUGAGUGAGUCCAGGCCCACUGGUGUAGCUCUUGGUUCGAGCAAUCCGGAAAUUGAUGACGCCAUAAAUCUUGCUUUUAACAAUCUACUAGAAGAGCGAAGACUGAGCCGAGAGGAACAGUCACAAAAAGCAACCGCACGAGAAGAACCUCACCAGCUAAACAAGAAGGAUACAAAUUUAUCACUGGAAAAACAUUCCUUGAUGCAGUCUCCGGCACUUGAGAAGCUGGAUCCUGCGAAUGAGUUCUCAACUAGGCAAGAUAAAGCUUUGCACAAGAAAACACCAUCCUUGACUGGAAACCAGCAAGAUGAAGGAAAUCGAGAGAAACAAAAGAGUGACAAAGCCACCUCUGCUGAGCUCAACAACAAUCAGCAGGGUGAAGAUGAUGAGUUGGAAAGCGCGAUUCGUAAUGCAUUAGGAAAUCUUUUUGACAAUCAAUCGCCCAAAAAUGCCUCAAAUGAGAGCGGCCAAAUACAACAAGAGAAAGGGUACGCUAAUUCAAAAGAAAGAAAUAAAAUCGAAAUGUCCGAGUCAAUCAAGCCUCAUACAAAGCACACAGAACACUCUGCCAUAGAGUUACACGAUUAUCGUGACAAUGCUCGCGGUCAAAGUAUUGCACCGCCUAGAGCUGUAGACAAAGCCCUCAAUAACGAAUCGAUGCGUAAUCAGAACGGUACAACUACCGAUGCGAAUGAUAAUCUCGAUGAAAGUUUAAGGGGAAUAAUCGGACAAGCGUUUGAUGAAAUAUUUGGAAAAGAGUCAUCCGAUGUGAAUAGUAACGCGCCUGAUGAAGUCAACAUCAAGGACCAACACAGAAAUGUAUCGGACCUGAAAUUAUCUGAAGCUCGUAGUGGGCCGGACCCAAAUUUGAGCUCCCAAUUACGCGCAAAUGUUGAUACACAUAUUUCGAGGCCUCAAAUAAACUCAUCUUCAGCCCCCUCAUUCAAUACACAUUAUGACGACCAUGAAGACCGAUAUUUAGUUGAAGCAAUUGGUGCUGCUUUCAGGUCAAUUGAAGAGGCAACAAAAAGCGCCGUUACAUCUCAACCUAGCCCUGAUUUCCAUUCCUCAGUAGAUGAAGAAAGAAUAGUGGGUAAAAGGAGUGACGAAAGGUACAACCAAUUGCUGAUUGAAGGUGUAGAAGCUGACAAUGCCACAUCUGACCAAGACAUCGAAGACGCUAUUGCAGAUGCGUUUAAAAGCGCCAUGCAGUCUGAGCACUUUGCGAGUCAUGAUGAUACAUCCCAGGGCAAAAUCGAACAGCAAUUACGCCCAACACUGAAAAAGAAAUCAGUUAAAAGUUUAGCCAAAGAAAUCACGCAACAAGUACAAGAUCACUUUAAAGAUGAGCGACGGGUUCGGGGACGACUUUCUCCGGUAGAAGAGGCUUCCAAUAAAGGGACAGCUUCGACAGUUAAGAAGCACGUGCUGCACAAUAUUGGAAGCCAGAAGACGGAAGAGAAGCUUCACACGGCCAUCACAAGUGCAGUUAAAAUUGCAACUGGAAUUGAGAAAGAUGAUGAGAUUGUCGAUAUCGAACAAUUGCAAAUGAACGAUAUCUUGCAUAAUGCCAUCAAAAUGGCAUCAGAAAAUCCCCAAGAGCUCAUAUCCGAUUUAGAAAUUGAUCAGAUUAUCGGUAUCGGUGAUAGCCAAACUGCACGUAUUCUUGGAGGGCCCAACACGACUGAUCUCAAAGCCUUUAAAGCCAAACCACCACCUGCUAAACAUUUCAAGCCAGCCAAUGAUCAGUUACGAGUACCACCAUCACUUGAAGAAAAGUCAAAAUCAGCUAUUCCCCGCAAAGUCCAGAAAGGAGAUGACAACCAAUUCAGCGUCUCUUCUAAACUAGUAUCAAACGAAGAUGCCGCUAAGAAUUCUUUACUUUCCAAUCCAGAUAUCAAGUCUCAGCUAUCAUCGGUUAUGAGCUCUUUGACUUCUAGGAUUAAUAGUGGUGAGCUUGCAGAUACAAAUAUAUUGUUCACAAUUCGCCAAAUCACCGAGGAACUAGCGUCUGGUGGCUCUUUGGCUAAUUUUUUGUCGAACCAAACCCCGUUAGAAGAUUUCAAAUCAAGUAAUGAGGAAGCAGAUCGAAAAAUGCUUGCCAACGCUUUAGGGAUGGCGCGCCACUUUUUACUUGGCUUUCCGUCAGAGCCACAAAUGGAGGCAAAAUCUAUUGACGAGAUCAACGCCAUGAUAUCCAACUUGAAUGAGGAUUUUUCGUCAACAAAUCUACUGCUUUCGAAUGAGAGGGCCGAGUUUAUUUCCUCAAUUGCGAAUUUGACUUUAACCACGCUUGUGGAUGAAAACACAAACGUACAAUACUCGUUUGAAGUGUUUGACGAAAUAGAAAAGUUCAGAAAUUCUUCUCCCGAGGCCCGUAGAAGAACUAGGGUUGGAAACCGGGAACGAAAGAAAAAAUGGAGGGAGGAAAAUGCUGAACGGAACCGAGAUAUCGAACUUAGAACAAGAGUGACGAAGAAAGCUUUGGUCGAUUUUGGUGUAGAUGACACACCCGAAAAGUUAUCGUGGAUAGAGUCUGAGAUCUCGAAAAGGAAAGCUAGGAGGCAGGCACGAUCCCAAGCUGAAGAUGAAAGAAAUGACGGCGAUGCUAAAGUUGAAAAUGCUCAGUCGUGCGCUUCUAAUGAUAAAGUUCACAAUGUUGCUCAGGAUAGGCGUCUAAUAAACCAGGUUAAAGACGUGUUGAAGAUAUUCUUUGAGAGACCAGACAAGUCAAAACAGUCAUCUCAUUUGAUCACGGCAGCUACCGUAAUUGGGGCAUUAUCUUUGAUCCACUCCGAAUCAAUAAACUUGGACGAGGAUAUCAUGUUGGCCGGAAUGAAAUCAAUUUUGAAGACUAUUACAGAGCACGUGCAUAUCCUUGAUGCUCAUCGAAGUAGACUCAGUCUGGCUGCUUUACAUACAGAAGCGUCCAAACGACGGUUGUCGGAAAUUUUGCUGAACUCCAAGCGAUUGAAAGUGGAUCCGGUGGCUCUUGCAAGACUACAAGAUACCAUGUCACAGCCAUUACAUAUUAACGAUGGCAUCGUCAGCAAGCCCAGCUUACAACUACCUCGCACCUCCCCCUUUAUAUCACAUAAAGUAGGCAACAACGCUAGUAUUGGUAGUUCUACAGGAUUACGGAAGCCAGGAUCAUUUCAGAAACCUAGACCUUUCGAAAAACCAGUAAAGGACAAGAAUAGGAGAGAAAGUUUAGGCUCCCCUAAAUUGUAUUCAACUACCUAG
Messenger RNA from Lodderomyces parapsilosis, 3603 nucleotides. RefSeq lists its product as uncharacterized. The transcript has a single exon. The record is from RefSeq and is a predicted model, not a curated record. Bases 1 to 3603 code for a protein of 1200 amino acids. NCBI's taxonomy places the organism in Eukaryota, Fungi, Ascomycota, Pichiomycetes, Serinales, Debaryomycetaceae.